GGUGAACCCCGUGACGUCAUCAGGGGGAAGAGUAUAUAAGGGGGGUGGCGGCGGGGCGGGGUCACUUGAAGCUUGUGUGUCGCGGUGUGAACAUGAAGGCGCGUGGACUCCUCUCUCUACUGGGCGUGCUGGGCGUGGCGGCGUUGGUGUCCGCCCGCAGCAGCAGCAGCAGCGGCAGAGCCAUCUCCGAGCCGUACAAGGGCACGUACAUCGGCAAACUGUCCACGCUGGAGCACAAGGUGACGGGACACGUGUACGCCCUCGACAACAUCACCAUUUACAUCGAGGGAUUCACCUACGACGGCGAGGCGCCGGACGCGUUCUUCUUCGCCGGCAACAACUCUCCGAGGCCCACCUCGCGCGGGUUCAUCAUUCCCGACGAGCAAGGGAGGACGCAGGUGUUGGGGCCCUACCAAAAUCGUAACAUCGUGCUGAAGUUCCCCGUCACCAAGAAGGGCCAGCGGUCACUCAACGACGUCAAGUGGGUCUCCGUGUGGUGCAGGAAGUUCGCGAUCGACUUCGGGCACAUCCUGAUCCCCAAGGGCAAGGUGUGGCCCGCCAGACAGGUCGCCACGGGCCUGCGCAGCGACAAACCCCUCGUGUCCUCCAGCUCCGUGACUCUGAUGGACACGAACACUAUACAGCUGAAGGACUUCACCUUUGACGGCACCGUGCAAGACGCAAUCUUCGUGAUGGGCAGCGGGGACGCCUCCAGCAGCGGCACACAGGUCCCCAACGAGCGCAGCGCCUCCUCUCCGCUCCCCAAGUACACGCGAAAGACAAUCGAACUUGUCAUCCCCGCCGAGCUCCGAGGACAACCCGUGCAGUACUUCGGCGUGUGGUCACCUACGAAGGGCAUGCUGGCCUCCGUGACCUUUGACCCUGAUGCCCUCCUGCCUCCCCCUGUGUCUGACCUGGUUUAGUUAGUGAGGUCAUGUGUGGGGUUUGAUUUUUUUUCUUUUUUCUCUUAUUUUCUGUCUGUUAAUUUGUCUGUCUUUGUUAAUCUCUCUCUCUCUCUCUCUUGGUAUAGGAAGUGACUGGCCAAUGACAAAUCAAUAUAAAUAAUAAGUAAUAAAUAUCUAUCUAUCUGUC
Eriocheir sinensis (Chinese mitten crab) is the source of this 1092-nucleotide messenger RNA. RefSeq names its product protein Skeletor, isoforms B/C-like. NCBI's taxonomy places the organism in Eukaryota, Metazoa, Arthropoda, Malacostraca, Decapoda, Varunidae. Bases 93 to 923 code for a protein of 276 amino acids. The transcript has 5 exons. The record is from RefSeq and is a predicted model, not a curated record.